CACUCUUGCUGCUCAUCUCUGUCAGAAAGUUCAGAAGACGCUGUUGCAAACUGAUGUGCACUCAAAGACAGAUAAGAGCCCAGUCACUGUGGCUGAUUAUGGUUCACAGGCAGUGAUCAGCCUUAUAUUGCAGAAGGAGUUGCCUUCUAAUUCCUUUUCAUUAGUGGCCGAGGAGGACUCAGAAGACCUCCGCAGAGAAGAUUCAGAAGAGACUCUUCUGCGCAUCACAGAAAUUGUUAAUGAUACUCUCGCUAGCACUGAAUCAGGAAUCACUUCUCCCUUAUCUAAAGAUGAUGUUCUUGCUGCAAUUGACAGUGGCAGAUCUGACGGUGGUCCUUCUGGUUGUCAUUGGGUACUAGAUCCUAUCGAUGGGACUAAAGGGUUUCUAAGAGGUGACCAGUAUGCUAUUGCACUGGGUUUACUAGAUGAAGGGAAGGUAGUUUUGGGUGUCCUCGCCUGCCCCAAUCUUCCAUUAGCUUCUAUUGCAUACCAUGGUUAUCAAGAGAACUACGGUUGUUUAUUUUUCGCUCAAGUUGGAGCUGGCACCUAUAUGCAAACUCUAGAUGGCUCUCCUCCUAAAAAGGUACAUGUCACAGACAUUGAAAACCCCGCAGAGGCAUCAUUUUUUGAAUCUUUUGAAGCAGCGCACUCAAUGCAUGACUUGUCUAGCUUGAUUGCAAGGAAACUAGGCGUGAAAGCAUCACCUGUUCGAAUAGAUAGUCAGGCCAAGUAUGGUGCAUUGUCCCGAGGAGAUGGAGCGAUAUAUUUGAGAUUCCCCCAUAAAGGCUACCGUGAGAAGAUAUGGGAUCAUGCAGCUGGAUGCAUUGUUGUUUCUGAAGCUGGAGGCAUAGUGACAGAUGCUGCAGGAAACCCAUUAGAUUUCUCCAAAGGAAGGUACCUGGACUUGGACACUGGCAUCAUUGUCACCAACCAAAAGUUGAUGCCCGCUUUAUUGAAGGCUGUUGGCGAGUCAUUGGCCGAAAAAGCCUCAUCUCUGUGAUCCCAUGUGUACACACUCAUUUAUGCAUAUAUUCUUAAUUCUGAAUAAUCCCCAUCCUGUUAUUCUUUUAUUUGAUAAAGGUACUUGAGACUUCUGUCUGGAAAAUGGUACAAUAGUGUUAAGUCAUUUUUCUUGAAAAUGAAAGUGAAAAGUAAGCAUUCACAGGUUGAGCCUAGAAAGGAACAUCAGAAGGGUAGUCAUGAGGAUGCCUUCUGAUGGUGUCUCUAAGUGACAUCUCUUGCUCAAGGAGGUUGGCAGGGGGAACAUCAUAUACAUCUGUGAAAACUUCAGUAAUCGGAGGUUUCUCCGCCUUCUCUGCCACUUGAAUUGCAUGUAAGACCUGCAACCAGUGGAUUCGAUGGUCAGUGAGUCAUUUGGUACGGAGUAUCUUCUUGUUGGUGCAUUAUUUAGUUUGUCAUAUCACAUAUGUUGCCCAAGUACAUGUGAACAGAGGUACAAUGAAACAUGAGUAGAAAUGUUUACCUGCUUCCUUAUACUGGUUUGAAGUUGAGAUUCCGCUGCAGAGUCCCACCAACCUUCUCUUUGAAUCCACUUCCUAAACCUUGUCACAGGAUCCCGAACCCUUUUCCACAACUCAAUCUCAUCAGAUGAACGAUAUUUCGUGGAGUCAUCUGAAGUGGAGUGAUGUCCCGCUCUGUAUGUGAGUGCCUGUGAUGAUAAAUUUAAUGUAAUCAUUUUUCGAUGACAUACUAUUGGAUCAAACAAAUGUCACAAAUCUUAGUAGUGAUUACUCAGACGGUCUGGGUCUGAUUAAUGGAAAGGGUGGAACUGUAAGUAAGUAUAUUUCAGUCUCGUUCCGAUUUAUGUGUGGGGUUUCGGUCCAGUUUAUAGGGUUGGUCUUGGUUCUGUCUCUGGCCCUAAAAAAUCGGAUCGGAACAGGACAGUUCCUACAUUGGAGGAACCAAAACCGAACUGGGUUUGAACCAAUUUUUUGGUCUGGUUUUGAAUGGUCAGUUCUAUUUGAACUAGGGUGAAACUUUGUCUGGAACCUAUAGGUGGUGGUGGGGAUGCGAGAAUGAAUGGUGGUGUCCCCGAAACCCUCAUUUCUUGAAAGGCGUUUUUGUAACAUCAAUAUCUUUUGCUGAACUUUGUGCUCCCCGUAACUUAAAUUCUGUGAAAAAAUAGAGGGGUAUGAAGAACCUCAAUAAGAACAGGCUUAUGCUCCUUAACAGCAAUCUCACGAGCUGCACUAACAGCGUUGAAGAUGGCAAGAGCAUCAUUUCCAUCAACACGAAUGCUGCGAACUCCAUAUGCUUUGCCCCUGCUCACGACUCCAUCACCUACAUGUCAUCAAUCAAUAGACAUUACACAUGGUCGGGAGAUUUUCUAUUCGCAAACAUGUUAAAACAACUCAACAAUCAAGGUAGGGAGGUUUAUACUUCGGAACUGGUCUCUAACAGGUGUACUUAUUGCCCAACCAUUGUUUCUGCAAAUGAAGAUCACGGGCACCUCCAUCACCCCCGCAAAGUUUAGUGCAGCAUGGAAAUCACCCUAAAUGAUAAUCCAUUUAGUACACCAAAGGCGAAUCAAUACAAAUCUGGAUCAAACUACUGAGCCUGACAUGAAUCACACGAUCAAAUAAUACCACCCAAGACCCAAAAUAAGAAGUCGUGUUUGGUCAAGAUGCUCACUAUGUCCCAUUUCAAGCUUUUUAGUUAACUAUAGUUGACACUUGACAGAUUAUAAAGAACUAUAGUUGACACUUAGAUUAUAAAGUCACCACUUUUUUUUUAAUAAUCCGG
This is a messenger RNA of Cuscuta epithymum, 2763 nucleotides long. The record is from the annotation of a GenBank genome assembly. NCBI's taxonomy places the organism in Eukaryota, Viridiplantae, Streptophyta, Magnoliopsida, Solanales, Convolvulaceae.